AGAAGAUCCUGAUUGUGAUGCUGGCAUGUCCAAUAACAACGGACUUAUAGUUCCCAAUCAGGAGCAAGAUUCUGAGCCAGAGAAGGACACCGAGGAUGAUAAUUCCACCUCUUCCAGUCCUCCAUUACCACUCUGCAGUCCUGACUUUGGCUCAGAUUUUGCCAAUAACAUACAGGGUGCUGAAGGACCAUCUAUCAGCCCUGUUGAGCCCAGAUCUCCCUCACUUGGAAAUUUCAACCUGGGCCCAGUGUUGGGAGAAGGAGCAUUUGGGAAGGUAUUCCUAGCCGAGCACAAAAACACCAAAGAACUAUGUGCUAUCAAGGCCCUGAAAAAAGAGGAGAUUUUGAAAAGGGGCAACUUGGACAGUGUCUUCAAAGAGAAGGAAAUCCUCCAGAGGGUGAGUUCUACCGAACACCCGUUCCUAGUGUCGAUGCAUGGAACCUUCCAGACGGAGUCUCACCUAUUUUGUGUGAUGGAAUAUCUCCCUGGAGGUGACAUGUAUGAAAUUGUAACAUCCGUGGAACUGCAAGAACCUGAAGUCAUGUUUUACACCGCAUGUGUCGUUCUUGGCCUGGAGGCAUUACACCACCUUGGCAUUGUCCAUAGAGAUAUAAAGCUUGAGAAUUUGCUGUUGGACCGGGAUGGCUACCUUAAGAUCGUAGACUUCGGCCUCAGCAAAGACAGAUUUGGAUACAGCGACCGCACUAACACCAUGUGCGGCACAAAAGCUUACAUCGCCCCCGAGAUCUUCCUGAAACAUGGAUACGGCAUGGCCGUUGACUGGUGGGCCCUAGGAAUCACCACCUAUAUAAUGCUCAUGUGUGAGGUAAGCACAAUUCCUAUAUUAUCAACUUACAUUGGGGAAUCAUUGGGGUUCAUAUUGAAACAUAUCUCUUGGGAAUGUUGUUUCGCUAAAGAAAUAAUGAUUCACUUUUUCAGUUACCUUUCAACAACGAAGACCCGGUUGAGCUAAUGCAGAGCAUCGUUUAC
Molecule: messenger RNA, 990 nt
Organism: Xenopus tropicalis (tropical clawed frog)
Lineage: Eukaryota; Metazoa; Chordata; Amphibia; Anura; Pipidae
Product: serine/threonine-protein kinase N1
Exons: 8
Coding region: 26-973 (315 amino acids)
Molecular function (GO): ATP binding; transferase activity; nucleotide binding
Source: RefSeq, a predicted model, not a curated record